UGUGUGUGUGAGUGUGGAGCUUUUCAUCUGGGCUCCUCUGAACAAUCCUGAGACUGAAAGGAAACUUCUGCUGGGGAUAAUACAAACAUGAGCUCUUUGCACCUGAACAACCGAGCGGAGAGCCAUUUCCAAGCGCAAGAAGAACAUGAGCUGGAGACGCUGGGGAAGAAAGCCUGGGACAACCCUGUUUAUAACGGGUCACCUUCUUCCUCGCUGAAGAUCAGGGCCAUAUACAACCCCAAGGCCAUCCUGGAAAACCCCUACGAGAACACCGAGCAGCCAAGCGGUGCUCUGCCCGACCAGGGCGAGAGGAAGGAAGUGGAGGGAGCCAAGAGGGCCCGGGCCGUCCCCAGCUGCUGUCUCCACAUCGCCAGAGGCAUUCGAGGACUGUGGGGCACGACUUUGACUGAAAACACAACUGAAAACCGUGAGCUUUAUGUGAAGACCACGCUGCGUGAACUUCUGGUCUAUGUGGUAUUCUUAGUGGACAUCUGCUUGUUGACCUAUGGGAUGACAAGUUCAAAUGCCUACUAUUACACCAAAGUUAUGUCUGAUCUCUUCUUACAAACUUCUGCAGACAAUGGUGUCUCCUUCCAGUCCAUUGGAAGCAUGGCGGACUUCUGGGCUUAUACUCAGGGCCCCUUACUAAAUAGUUUGUACUGGACCAAAUGGUACAAUAAUGAGUCACUGGGCCAGAACACUCAAUCAUACAUCUAUUACGAAAACUUGCUCCUCGGUGUCCCUCGACUGCGGCAGCUGAAGGUCCAGAACAACUCUUGCUCUGUGCAUGAGGACUUCAAAGAAGACAUCUUCGGCUGCUAUGAUGUAUACAGUGAGGAGAAGGAAGACAGAUCCUCCUUUGGGCUCCUCAAUGGAACAGCGUGGCAAUACCACACAGAGGAAGAACUUGAUGGCUCGUCUCACUGGGGCAGAUUAACAAGUUAUAGCGGAGGAGGGUAUUAUGUAGACCUCAAAAUGACCCGAGAGGAAAGCAUCGCCACCCUUCAAGUCUUGAAAGAGAACUUGUGGCUGGAUCGGGGAACACGCGUGACUUUCAUCGACUUCUCUGUGUACAAUGCCAACAUCAACCUCUUCUGUGUGCUCAGGUUGGUGGUUGAAUUCCCAGCCACUGGUGGAGCCAUCCCCUCGUGGCAGAUCCGAACUGUCAAGCUCCUCCGGUAUGUCAGCACUUGGGACUUCUUUAUUGUUGCCUGUGAAAUUGUCUUCUGCGUCUUCAUCUUCUACUACGUCAUAGAAGAGAUUUUGGAACUGCACAUCCACAGGCUUCGAUACUUCACCAGUAUCUGGAACAUCCUUGAUAUAGUGGUCAUCUUGCUUUCUAUCAUUGCCAUUGGAUUCCACAUGUUUCGCACCAUGGAAGUCAACAGGUUGAUGGGACAGCUGCUGAAGAAACCCAGCAUUUAUGCCGACUUUGAGUUCCUGGCUUUCUGGCAGACCCAGUAUAACAACAUGAACGCUGUCAAUUUAUUCUUCGCCUGGAUCAAGAUAUUCAAAUACAUCAGCUUCAACAAAACCAUGACCCAACUCUCCUCCACUCUGGCCCGCUGUGCCAAGGACAUCCUGGGCUUCGCCAUCAUGUUCUUCAUUGUCUUCUUUGCCUACGCCCAACUAGGGUACCUUCUUUUUGGGACCCAAGUGGAAAACUUCAGCACCUUUGUGAAAUGCAUCUUCACCCAGUUUCGAAUAAUCCUCGGUGACUUUGACUACAAUGCCAUCGACAAUGCUAACAGGAUAUUGGGGCCCAUAUAUUUUGUCACCUACGUCUUCUUUGUCUUCUUUGUACUGUUGAACAUGUUCCUGGCUAUUAUCAAUGACACCUACUCAGAAGUAAAGGAGGAGCUGUCCAACCAGAAAGAUGAAUUGCAGCUCUCAGACAUCCUGAAACAGGGCUACCACAAGACCCUCAUGAGGCUGAAGCUGAAAAAGGAGCGCAUCUCUGACGUGCAGAAAGCCCUGCAAACAGGGACCAAGGAACUCGAAUUUGAGGAUUUCAAAAACAGCCUGAGAGAGCUUGGCCACGCAGAGCACGAGAUCGCCACGGCCUUUGCCAAGUUUGAUCAAGACGGCAACCAGAUCCUCGAUGAAGAGGAGCAGAAGAGGAUGAGGAACGACUUGGAGGAGAAGAGGGUUGCACUGAAUGCGGAAAUUGAGAAUUUGGGGAAAUCUUUCAGGGGCAACAAUUUUGGUGAUACCCUUGCAAAGAACAAUCAAACCAACCAGUCUGGCUCGUGGUCUGAGGAAGAGUUUCAAAUACUCCUUCGGCGGGUGCUGCAGUUGGAAUCCUCCAUUGGCUGGAUCGUGUCCAAGAUUGAAGCAGUGGGCAAGAAGAUGGAGACCCUGGAGAGAAACAAGAAAGAACUCAGCCAUGAAGAUCGGAUCCAUCAGAACCUUGAUUGGGUCCCCGAGGAAGGAAGUGGAAGGGAGGGGCCACCCCGGAUGGAGAGUCUCAGCAGGAACUUGCGCAACACCAGCAACUGCCCUGUGCUGACCGAGAUGGAGCUGCCCAAAAGCAUCCGGCUGCAACCUAGCAUGAACUUCUAGCACAUCUUUAUCAUCUCAACAUGAUGCUGAAACCCCCUCAUCUGCUGUUCCAGUCCUGCUAUGCUUGCCAGAGAAGCUAAAACACAAGCACCAUAAUCGAGCUUCUCUGUCCUAUCAGGCACCCAAAGGCAAAUUUCACCUGCAGGCUUUGGGGGAUUUCUGAUCCGGAUCUAUAUUUUACAACUGUUUACGACUAUAUUUUACAUAUGUUUUAAAUUGACUGCAAUCCUGGCCACAUCUGGAAGACUGGGAAUGGCCUCUGCACAAGAUGUGUUUCCUAAACAGAAGUUGCUUUCAUGAAGGGGAACCUUCCGUGGGAAUCUGCUGCCUCAAUUACAACCUAUUCGUACACAUACACAUUCUUCUUGUAUAUUCCUUGGUAUAUAUGUGGCAUUUAAAAAGAAAAAUUAAAACCCAUGAAAAAUCUUUUGUUUAUUAUAAUAUAGAAGGAUGAAUUGGUACCUAAAAACAAGCAUUCAAAUCAACUGUUUAAAAUAUAAAUAUUUGUAUGUUUCCUCAAAAGAGUAAAUACCGGCUCCUCAGAGCCAUUUCAAAUUCGGAAAAUGGUGUAUUUGUGUGUGUGUGUGUGGGGGGACACUUAAUCCCCCCCUCCCCUCCCCUCCCCCCAAUCCUCCCCACGUGCCUGAUUUUCAGCGAAAAAGAACUUCAGGAGCCCGUGUUUGUGGAAUCACGUUUGAUUCCUUCAGAAAGGUGUGCUGUGUUUUCCAGCAAGGCGCCCUCUUUAAUGUCAGGAGUCAACUUAUUAGACAGAGACUCUCUUUAUUGUCAGGAGUGACUUUACCAGGUUUGAUUGGAGCAGC
Messenger RNA from Sphaerodactylus townsendi, 3383 nucleotides. RefSeq names its product polycystin 2 like 1, transient receptor potential cation channel (gene PKD2L1). The record is from RefSeq and is a predicted model, not a curated record. Gene Ontology annotation, cellular component: membrane. The transcript is spliced from 15 exons. Gene Ontology annotation, biological process: detection of mechanical stimulus; potassium ion transmembrane transport. Lineage: Eukaryota; Metazoa; Chordata; Lepidosauria; Squamata; Sphaerodactylidae. Bases 88 to 2562 code for a protein of 824 amino acids. Gene Ontology annotation, molecular function: calcium channel activity; sodium channel activity; calcium ion binding.